AUGAAAAUGAAAAACGUAAAAAGGGACAACAUAGAUUGCUCUGACGUAAAAUCAAUGCUCAGUUUUAUUGUGAAUGUUCUAGGAAGUGAGCCGUGUCCAUCAACAUCGUUCCAGGUAACCGCCUCAGAGACAUCCUUUACAUUCGCUUCGAAGUCUCCUAGAAUAGUCACGUCUCCAGAAGGUAUUAUUGGAGCGGCUAUAGGAGGGUUCUUACUGGGAUCUGUGGUUACAGCUGUCGUCUUCAUCUGUCAUCGCAGAACAACACUACCACAACAGAAACGAGAACAAAUCCCACAAGAAUUUCAUAACGCAGAAUAUCAGUCUGAGAGCAGCAACACAGGGGCUCAAAGUCAAAGCAACAGAAGAAGCGUGGUGUACAGCGAAAUAAGCGACGAAACGCGAAAGUCCAUGGCUGUCGAACCAUUUAGAAGGCAGCAAAAUGAUUCUGAGGCUACUGACGAUGGAGUGUAUAACCAUUUGAACGAAGCAGCUACGGUUGACAACAGUGACUACUACGAUCACACUGAGAAUGGUUCCUCGUCUUCAACACCAAUAGAUGGGUACGGAGUUGUUACAUUUACAAACAGAGAGGAAGUCAACGACCCAGAAGUUAACUUCAUGGUUGCUGGUAUCGACAGGCAAAUACCAAACGAAGAACCCGUCAACGAUGGAUACUGUGUGCUUGAGAAAAUAAAUGCUAUAUAAUAUCAUAUUGAAUAUUCAACACGCAUUUGUAUAGUCAUCCCAUAUACACUCUAGGAUCUUCCCAUAUUUCGAUAUGUUCUGAUUAUCAACGUUAACGGACAUUCCAAAUAUCAUCUCAUAUAAUGCUUUGAUCAUCCAUGUUUUAAUGUACAUCAAAAAUCAUUUAUAGAAAAUACAAGCUUUCAGCAUCAAAUAUUCUACCAAAUGAAUAGCGUUUUCAUACCAAUGUGUUUGAUUAAAAAGAAGAAUGUUAAGAAUUCACCACUGAUCUUAUUUUCAAAUUGAAAUGUUUUGAAAUAUCUUGGAAAUUAAAAGUAAACUUAUAUAAAAAUAA
This is a messenger RNA of Ostrea edulis (European flat oyster), 1039 nucleotides long. RefSeq lists its product as uncharacterized. The transcript has 5 exons. The record is from RefSeq and is a predicted model, not a curated record. Lineage: Eukaryota; Metazoa; Mollusca; Bivalvia; Ostreida; Ostreidae. Bases 1 to 705 code for a protein of 234 amino acids.